GGUCUACCUCGUAUCUGGGACGACUUCCUCCCAGCGGCCCAUCAUCAAAGAGAAUGGCUGAUAAAUCAUGACGACUUGCACCGCCAGAUUUGGUCCGAUCGCAGCUGAUCCGACGCACGAUUAAUCAUCCUUCGAUUUCCGACAUCGUCAACGGCUUAGAAAUCAUGGUGGGGCGUUCGGAGGGAUGACUGGAGGCUUCUCCAUCUCCAGUAAUUAGUGGAUGGCAUCAUUCCACGAAUUAAUCAUCAACCGACGGCAAUGAGCGGGGUCUUCAGAGCCACGGCGGCGUAUAAUUACUGCCGGUUCCCUGGGUUGGCUUCGUCAAUUAACCCAAACUCUCUUCGUUGCUCUCGUCGCCUGUUUACCUACCAGCAUUCGCACUCCUCCACCAUGAGUCGCCCGGAUCUCACUCUUUACACCUCCCAGACCCCCAAUGGGAUCAAGAUCUCCAUUGCGCUGGAGGAAUUGGGACUUCCCUACAAGGUGGAGAAGAUUGAUAUCUCCAAGAACACCCAGAAAGAACCUUGGUUCCUCGAAAUUAACCCCAACGGCCGCAUCCCCGCCUUGACUGAUACCUUCACCGACGGCCAGAAGAUCCGCCUGUUCGAAUCCGGCAGCAUCCUGACCUACCUGGCGGAACAGUAUGACAAAGACUACAAGAUCUCUUACCCCAAGGGCACCCGUGAAUACUACGAAACCAUCAGCUGGCUGUACUUCCAGAACGCCGGCGUUGGUCCCAUGCAGGGUCAGGCAAACCACUUCUCGCGCUACGCCCCCGAGCGCAUCGAGUACGGCGUGAACCGGUACGUCAACGAGACCCGCCGCCUGUACAGCGUGCUGGACCAGCAUCUUUCGACUUCCAAGUCCGGCUACUUGGUCGGUGAUCACAUUACCAUUGCCGACAUCUCGCACUGGGGGUGGGUUGCGGCCGCCGGAUGGGCGGGCGUGGACAUUGAUGAGUUCCCCAACCUGAAGGCGUGGGAGGAGCGCCUGGCCGCUCGGGAGGGCGUCGAGAAGGGUCGCCAUGUGCCUUCGCCUCACACCGUCAAGGACCUCCUGAAGAACAAGGCGCAAAUGGAGAAGGCCGCCGCCGAAUCGCGGGCCUGGAUCCAGGAUAGCAUGAAGGCGGAUGCCAAGCACUAAGAGGCUCGUUGUAGCCCACCGAUAAAAUUUGACGCCGUGAUGUAUUAUGUCUUGAUAGUAUUAGUAUUAGCAGUAGUUUAUUUGGAAAUUGAACGUUGGUCUCG
Messenger RNA from Aspergillus steynii IBT 23096, 1247 nucleotides. RefSeq names its product glutathione S-transferase family protein. The coding region runs from base 391 to 1143 and encodes 250 amino acids. The transcript has 3 exons. The record is from RefSeq and is a predicted model, not a curated record. NCBI's taxonomy places the organism in Eukaryota, Fungi, Ascomycota, Eurotiomycetes, Eurotiales, Aspergillaceae.